This is a messenger RNA of Penicillium nucicola, 2547 nucleotides long. RefSeq names its product cell division control 45 family protein. Gene Ontology annotation, biological process: double-strand break repair via break-induced replication; DNA replication initiation; mitotic DNA replication preinitiation complex assembly. Gene Ontology annotation, cellular component: DNA replication preinitiation complex. The record is from RefSeq and is a predicted model, not a curated record. The transcript has 2 exons. Gene Ontology annotation, molecular function: single-stranded DNA binding; chromatin binding; DNA replication origin binding. Bases 1 to 2547 code for a protein of 848 amino acids. NCBI's taxonomy places the organism in Eukaryota, Fungi, Ascomycota, Eurotiomycetes, Eurotiales, Aspergillaceae.
AUGUAUCUCCCUCGGCAGCUCAUCUCACACCUCUACCUACAACUCCUCCGAUCCCACCACCCACUCUCUCCGCCGGUCCUGAUUCUCGUGGCACUGGAACCAGACGCGCUCUGUGCCUGUCGAAUACUUACAGCUUUGUUGAAACGCGACUAUAUCCCUCACAAAAUCCAACCCGUCGCUGGCUAUGGCGACUUGGCGCGCGCGGGGGAAGAGCUGGUGCGGCCGAUGCAAACCACCAAUGGUGGUAGCGGAGGGGUGGUCGUGUGUCUUGGUGUAGGGGGUCUGGUUGAUUUAGGAGAGAUCCUUGCGCUGAGCAACCCCGAUGACGAAGUGGAGGAUAUGGGCGGCGUGGAGAUCUGGGUGUUUGACGCGCGACGGCCGUGGAACCUGGGGAACGUGUUCGGCGGACAAGCUGGCAUGGGCCAGGCAAUGACCGAAAUCGAUGCUAAUGCGCGACGGCGGGGUCGUGGUGUGGACAAAGGUUGCAUCACUCCUGCUUACACGUCGAAAAAUGGCGGCAUUAUCGUGUAUGACGAUGGAGACAUCGAGGAGGAACUCAGCAGUGAACGCGAGGCAUAUUACGCGUUGUUAGAGAUGCCCGAUGUGGACGACGACGACGCUAGUGACGACGAUGCUGAAGACGAUACGCACAAAGGGUCCAAGAAGCGGAAAUCGUGGUCUGGUCGUGAGGACGACGAAGACUCCGAUGGCGAUGAACCACCCCACCAACGGAGGAGAAGCAACUCGGGAUCUUCCAUUACUUCGUCUCCGUCCCGUCGAAGAAAGACUGGUCUCAAUUCUUCCAACUCAUCGCGAUCUGCGACUCCUACCGAUUCCCCGUCACCAGAAGACACAAAACAACCAUCGGCAAGAUCUUUGAAGAAACGUUUACUUAAUCUCAAGAGAAGACAUGACUCGGUUCUGCAAAAAUACUAUUCUUCCGGAACGUCAUAUUCCGAACCGAUUUCCUCUCUGAUUUACUCGCUGGCAUCCGAGCUCGGACGAGAUGAUAACGACCUGCUAUGGCUCGCAAUUGUCGGUGUUUCUAGCUUGGAACUCAGCGGUCGAACAAUGACCGGAGUGGGAAUUUCCAACACAUCAGAAUCUGGAGGUUCUGCGGGCUGGGGUGGCCAGCGUGGUGAACAUAUCCGCCAAAUACUUCGCGAUGAAGUGCAUCGAUUAAAUCCUCCCGAUCCUUUAGAACGAGAUCGCGAUAUUCGAGGAGAAAUUAAUGGCGUCAUCCCCACAACUGCCCGAUCACCAACUGAUACAUCAAUUCGCCUUUCCCCGGAGCCUAGGUUCCUGCUUGUUCGGCACUGGUCACUAUAUGAGAGUAUGCUACACAGUCCUUAUCUCGCUCCGCGACUACAUGUUUGGACCGAGAAUGGUCGCAAGCGAUUACACAAGCUCCUGGCUAAAAUGGGCAUCAGUUUGACCCAAUGCCACCAAUAUUAUACCCACAUGGAUAUGGAGUUAAAGCGUGUCUUACGAUCACGUUUGCUCAAAUACGCUCCCAUGUACGGUUUAGAUGGUCUCGUGCCCGCAGAGGGCACCGGAAGUGCCAGUGCUAGAGAAGGUUGGGGGUUCGUACGUUGCUGGGGCUGGAAGGCCUGCCUUUCAGCUACAGACGUUGGCGUCAUUGUGGGUGCAAUGCUAGAAGUCGGACCGCACGAGGUUUCACCGUCCUGGGACUCCAGACGCCUUCCUGGAGCGGGUGGAAAUAAUAAUUCGGAGGGUGGCGUCACUGCAGCUGAAUCGGACUUGGAGAGCCUUCUUCCGCGAUUCUGGGGUGCUUACGAUGCUCUUUCAUUAACGUCAGAGUCGCCCACACUUCUCCUGGAGUCUUUGCCCCUAGCCCAACACCUACACCGUGCCAUCCUUCGUACUGGUACCUCUCUGCUGUCCAAACAUCAAAUUCGCCACCUUCACGCAUUCCGUAUUGCUGUUGUUAAAGAUGGCCCUGACGUGAAGCUGUUCACCAAUGCCGGUGCCUUGACGAAACUAGCCUUGUGGAUUGCCGAGGCCAUUCGGGUCCAAGAGAAAGAACGUGGUGAUUCCGUGAAGAUCGGUCGCAAGAGAGCAGCUGGGACUCCUCUUGUCCUCGCUGGCCUCGAUGAAGACCGCGAUCUCUAUGUUGUUGUUGGCACUGGAGGAGGUGGUGGUGUUGUCGACUUUGGUGCUCUGUCCAAACGUCAAGACGAACGAAAGAAGAAGAAGGAAGCACGGGAUAAGAAACAGCAGGAGAAAGCAGACCGACGGGCUAAACGCGCAGCUGAGCGUGCCGAGAGAGAAGGCGGCAGCGAUGCCGAAGAAGAAGAAUCAGAAGAUUCCGAAUCCUCAUCGGAGUCUGAGUCUGAGGAUGAGGAAGACCCGCGUGGCAAGAAGCAUCUCCUUCGCAACCGAUUCGGAAUUGCCUUCCAAGAGGUCGUCCAGCAAACCAAUGCCCGUGUACGCAUUGACAGCUUCGAACACUGCGUUGUCGAGGUUCAAAAAGAUGAUCUCAGCGGUUUCUUGGAGGCACUGAGUUUCCGCAGUGUGGUGGGCUAA